GAAAACCAAACAAUUACAAAAAAAAAAAUUAUUAAGAAAAUUUAUGGCCUAGAAUUAAAUUUUUAUACAUUUUUAACACAGAAGAAGUUAAAUAUGGUGAAUGGGAAUGUUUGUAUUCUUGAUAAUGGAGCAUAUCUUGCAAAGGUUGGUUUAAAUUCAUAUGAGAAGCCUAGAGUAAUGCCAAAUUGUGUUAUGAAAGCGAAAUCGGAAAGAAGAAGGGCUUUUAUAGGAAGUCAAAUAGAGGAAUGUCGUGAUGCAUCUGGUUUAUUUUACAUGUUAAGUUUUCAAAAGGGCUAUUUAGUUAACUAUGAUGUACAGAAAACUGUUUGGGAUUUUAUGUUUAGUCCUGAUGGUGUUGGUAUUAAUUUAGCUGAAAAAGUACUAAUUGUUACAGAACCGCAAUUUAAUUUUGAAAGUAAUCAAGAAGCUAUGACCGAAAUAUUUUUCGAAGAAUAUGAAAUUGAAGGAAUUUAUAGAACUACAUCUGCAAAUUUAUCUGCUAUGAAAUAUUUAAGUGAUAUUCCUAAUAUAACAACAUGUAUUGUUAUAGAAAUGGGAUAUAGUUUUACGCAUAUAGUACCUUUCGUAAAGCGAAAGAGAAUUAAAGAAGGUAUUCGUCGUAUUGAUAUUGGUGGGAAAUUAUUAACAAAUCAUUUAAAAGAACUAAUUUCUUAUCGCCAUUUAAAUGUUAUGGAUGAAUCUUAUGUUGUGAAUCAAAUAAAGGAGGACAUUUGUUUUGUAUCACAAGAUUUUAAAAGAGAUUUAAAAUUAUCAAAAACUCGUGAAAAUCCCAUUGUGACUGAAUAUGUAUUACCUGAUUUUACUUCAAUAAAACGCGGUUAUGUUAAGAAAAAAGAUGAUAACUACAAAGAUUAUCAAAUGUUAAAAUUAAGUAACGAACGCUUUACUAUACCAGAAUUAUUAUUUUAUCCAUCAGAUAUAGGAAUUCGUCAGAUGGGUGUUGCUGAAAGUGUUUUGGAUUGCCUGAAAGCCUGUCCACCUUGCAGUCAUCAUGUUUUAGUGUCUAAUAUUAUAGUUACUGGAGGAUGCGCAUUUUUCCCCGGAAUGCGAGAUAGAUUGCAAGGAGAAAUUAGAAAAUUAAUUCCUGAUGAAUUCAAAGUUAAUGUUUCAAUUCCUGAAGAUCCAAUUUCAUACCCUUGGUUUGGUGGUAAAAUUUUGGCAGAAACUCCAGAUUUUCGAGAGAAUAUUAUGACUAGAGAAGAUUAUGAUGAAAAUGGAGUGCAACAUUCAGUUACUAAAUUUGAUUUAUAACAAUUAUAAUGAAUAUGUGUAAGCGUGACAUAGCGUCUUUA
Molecule: messenger RNA, 1313 nt
Organism: Condylostylus longicornis
Lineage: Eukaryota; Metazoa; Arthropoda; Insecta; Diptera; Dolichopodidae
Gene: Arp6
Product: actin-related protein 6
Exons: 5
Coding region: 94-1272 (392 amino acids)
Cellular component (GO): Swr1 complex
Molecular function (GO): nucleosome binding
Source: RefSeq, a predicted model, not a curated record